Messenger RNA from Haemonchus placei, 2361 nucleotides. Lineage: Eukaryota; Metazoa; Nematoda; Chromadorea; Rhabditida; Trichostrongylidae. The record is from the annotation of a GenBank genome assembly.
AUGAGCACGGGUCAUCAACCUGGUUUAUUUAAAAAGCCACCAAAAGUACAUAAAACUUUCAAAGGAAAACGAUCAAAAGGACAAAUUGACGCUGAAAAUCGAGGUCGUGUGGCAGUUUCUGCAGUAGUUAGAUCACGGAAACGUUUUCUGUCGAAAAGCGAACGCCAUCAACAAGCUGCCCAAAUUCGAGCCAACAAACGGCGAACUGUUCUUGAACAACGCCGUGGCCUAGAUGGAGGGCUGUCAGCUCCAACACUGAUUACAGUUCUGUCUUUUGGAGGGAGCCAAACCCCGGCCAAUUUCGUAAACGGGGUUGCGUCCUGUGAUGAGACUAUUGUACGGACAUCAGGGCAUAAUACUGUUUAUCUAGCCGUACCUCGGUUCAAAUCACGUAUUGGUCUGCUUACCCCAGAUCCCAAAAGAGUUGACGAUGUUUUGGAUUGUAUCAAGGUAUCGGAUAUCGUCUGUUUCUUGUGGCCUACGGACGGGGAACUCAAUGAGGAAAAUCGCCUUCUCCUCACUAUUAUAAAAGCACAUGGCUUGCCAUCCAUUGUGAAUGUGACCUCCAAUCUCAGUCAAAUACCUAUUGGAAAGAAGCGUGAAGAUGCUAGGAAGCAUGUACAAUCGUUGGUCACUGAUGAAAAUCUCGUUACAAACAAGUUGUUUUGUUGUGAUACAGACCCUGAGCGAGUUCUCCUAGUUCGACAUUUUAUUGACAUGAAAAAGACCAAGAUGCUGCUACAGAAACGCCGACCCCAUAUCUUAGUGGAGAAAUUGGAGCUUGCUGACUCUGAUAACUCAGGCAUAUGUUCUGUGUUGGCUAGCGGUUACCUUCGUGGUCCGACUUGGAACGUUAAUCAUUUGGUCCAUAUUCAAGGAUGGGGAGAUUUCCAAAUAGGACGUAUACUCGCGCAUUCUGAUCCACAUCCACUGAAGCGUGUAAGGCAAAUGAUGAAUGAGAAGACUGUCACCAAUGAAGAUACUACUCCGAAAGUGUUGGUGACUGCUGAUGAGGCACGACGUGAAACCUUACAAUCCGAAAUAGUUCCGGAUCCAAUGGAUGCUGAGCAGACAUGGCCUGAUGAGUUCGAUGUCGCUGAUGAUGCCAAAUUAAAAAGUGAGGCAGACGUUCGUAAAGUGCCUAAAGGAACUUCAUCAUAUCAGGCUGCUUGGAUUGUUGAUGACGAUGAUGACUCUGCUGGUGAUGAAGAGGAAAGCGACGAUGAUGAAGAGGAAGAGCAUGGAAAUGAAAUGGAAAUGGAAGCGGCUACUGAAGCGAGUGAAGGAGAAGGACGAAAUAUUGAUGAGGUCGAAGAGAUGAUGUCAGAAGUGGAUGAUGGAGAUGAAGCUGAUGACCUCGACGAAGUGGAAAAAUAUCGUCGUGAGAGAGAAAACGCGCAAUUCCCUGACGAAGUGGACACUCCUAUCAAUGACCUCGCCAGAAUCCGUUUCCAAAAGUACCGUGGGUUGAAGAGUUUUAGGACAUCGCCUUGGGAUCCAAAGGAAAACCUACCAUCAGAUUAUGCCCGCAUAUUCCAAUUCCAAAACUACAAGAAGUCUAGAAAAACUGUUCUGAGUGAAAUUGGUGAUUAUGAUCCAACAGCAUGCGUAUUUUCUGGGCAAUAUGUGACCAUACAGAUUGACCGGGUUCCCAUUACACUUGCCCAACAGUGGGACCCAUCUGCUCCCAUGGUUUUGUAUCAGCUCUUGCCCCAUGAGCAACGUAUGUCUGUCUUGAACUUCGUGAUUCGUAAACAUCCCUCAUGUAGGGUUCCUAUUAUGAGUAAACAGAAACUAAUCUUCAGUGUUGGGUUCCGUAAAUUCGAAGCAUCCCCCGUUUUCAGUCAGCACACGAAUGGAAACAAGUUCAAGAUGGAACGAUAUUUACCUGCGAAUGCGUGCUGCGUUGCUUCUGUUUUUGCACCAAUCACAUUUCCCCCGGCUUCAGUGCUAGUUUUCCGUGAAGGCAAAGCGGGCAAGGAGGAGCUAGUUGCCACGGGAUCGUUACUGGAUGUUAAUCCUGAUAGGAUCGUUCUAAAACGAAUUGUUCUAUCCGGUCACCCGUUCAAAAUCAAUAAACGUUCUGUGGUUUGCCGUUACAUGUUCUUCAAUAGAGAAGAUAUCGAGUGGUUCAAGCCAGUGGAAUUGUAUACACCAAGUGGUCGUCGUGGACACAUAAAAGAAGCCCUAGGUACACAUGGCCAUAUGAAAUGCCGAUUUGAUCAACAACUGAAUGCUGCUGAUUCCGUUAUGAUGUCAUUAUACAAAAGAGUUUUCCCUAAAUGGACCUACAACCCAAGGGUAGGACGAUUCGGAACAAAUGCAACUUCAUCGUUAGAAAGCGAAGCGAUGGAUGAAUGA